This is a messenger RNA of Anopheles nili, 2610 nucleotides long. It is a transcript of the gene Ir93a, whose product is annotated as ionotropic receptor 93a. Gene Ontology annotation, cellular component: membrane. The record is from RefSeq and is a predicted model, not a curated record. Lineage: Eukaryota; Metazoa; Arthropoda; Insecta; Diptera; Culicidae. The coding region runs from base 1 to 2610 and encodes 869 amino acids. Gene Ontology annotation, biological process: monoatomic ion transport. Gene Ontology annotation, molecular function: signaling receptor activity; ligand-gated monoatomic ion channel activity. The transcript is spliced from 18 exons.
AUGGCGCUACGGAUUGUGGCCACACUCGUGGUGUUGGCGCUUUUCGCAGGUCCUUGCACGGGAGACGACUUCCCGUCGCUACUGUCAACGAACGCUUCGAUUGCGAUCAUCCUCGAUCGGGAAUACUUGGGAGCUGAAUAUGAUAAAACGGUGGAAGAGACGAAAAACAUCGUGGAGAAGCUCAUUCGAGAGAACUUGAAAAAUGGUGGCCUGAUCGUGAAAUACUACUCCUGGACGAGCAUCAACCUUAAGCGGGACUUCUCCGCCGUGCUUUCGGUCUCGAACUGCAAGAACACCUGGGAGAUAUACCAGGAGGCGGUGCGUGAGCGGCUGGUAAUGAUGAGCAUCACGGAUCCAGAUUGUCCCCGGCUGCCGGCUCACAACGCAAUCAUGAUCCCUCGCAGCGAUGGCACGAGCAACUCCUUCGACGAAGUAUCGCAAAUCAUACUUGAUAUGAAGGGUUCUCGGUCGAUUAACUGGCGCACGGCGACUUUGCUCUACGAUCAAGUCUUCGAUUCUGAAAUCAGCCGUUGCAUAUUGUCUCUGCUUGAGGACCGCGAAGGCAUUAAGCCGCUUACUCUGACGGAGUUCAAAAUCAAUGCUCCAACGCACAGCUGGGAGAAGCGGAAAGAAAUUCGAAAAACGCUCCUUGGCAUACCGACGACUUAUACAGGCAAAAAUUUCAUCGCCAUUGUCAGCGUAGGCACACUGACGCUUUUAAUGGAGAUUUCCAAGGAUCUAAAACUAGUGAACCCCUCAGCACAGUGGCUUUAUUUGCUGCCCUACACGGAUCAAUUCAGUAGCAACUUUACCUCGUCCUCCACCAUCAUCAACGAGGGCGAUAACGUAGCGUUCGUUUACAACGCCGGGUCAACAGGUCAAAAUUGCACCGUUAACGUGCUGUGCUAUAUGGAGAAGUAUCUGCUCCACUUUAUCCGCAGCAUCUCGAAGUUGAUCCGCGAAGAACAGGUCGUUUUUGGACAGAUAUCUGACGAGGAAUGGGAAAUUAUACGGCCUACCAAGAUGGAGCGAAAGAAUAAGAUUCUAGCCAUGAUAAAGGCCGCUAUCACCUCUAAGGAUGAGUGCAACAAGUGUUCGUACUGGAAGAUACAGUCAGCGGAAACUUGGGGUUAUGUUUAUAGAACGGACUUUUUAUCUGAGGGCCUAGAUCCGUUAGAGCGCAAGAAGUACUCUAUGCUAGACAUUGGCUACUGGUCGCCACAGGAUGGUUUCAUGCUGACUGACGCCCUGUUUCCACAUGCCCAGUAUGGAUUCCGAGGUGUCCAGCUUGUUUUCUACAGCUACCAUAACCCUCCUUGGCAAUUUGUUUCUUAUAAUGAAUCGGGUAGUCCGAUGAUUAACAGCGGUGUAGUGUACGAUGUGCUGAACGAACUUUCGCGCAAACUUAACUUUACUUACACAAUGGUUAUUGCACAGUCUGUUGAAGUUAAUGGCUCUGCCAUAGAAGGCAAUGCAUCGGCGAUAUUUGAUGUAAAAGCCAUCUCAUCCGAUAUCCCACAGGAGAUAUUCAACACCCUUGUGAGCAAUAAGAUAUUAAUGGCAGCGAUCGGUUCAACAGUGAAUGAAAAACAGAAGAAAUUCGUUAGCUUCACCGAUCCCAUCAGUAUCCAAACGUACAGUUUUGUCAUCUCUCGCCCACGGGAGCUGAGCCGAGUGCUACUGUUUCUGUCUCCAUUUGGACCGGACACAUGGCUGUGCUUGGCAGCUGCUGUAGCCCUAAUGGGUCCUGUACUGUGUGCCAUCAAUAAGCUUAGUCCAUACUACGAGGCACACAACAAGUCCACCGAAACCGGACUCGGAAAGAUGAACAACUGCUUCUGGUACAUCUAUGGAGCACUGCUGCAACAAGGAGGUCUUUAUCUUCCAUAUGCCGAUAGUGGGCGUAUCAUCAUAGGAACCUGGUGGUUGGUUGUGCUAGUAAUCGUCACCACGUAUUGCGGUAAUUUAGUGGCCUUUCUGACGUUUCCAAAGAUAGACAUCCCUGUCAAUCGGAUCAUGCAACUACUUCGGAACGAUCGCGGCAUGACGUGGAGCAUUCGUAAAGGCACCUUUUUAGAGGAGAUUCUAAUGGAUUCAACGGAACCGAAGUACGAACAACUAUAUAAGGGUAGCUUGCUGAUCAGCGAAGUGACGGACGAGCUGAUGAAGCGCAUCGAAGCCGGCCAACACGUGCACAUCGACUGGCGGAACAACCUGCGGUAUCUAAUGAAGCGCCAGUACCUUCGGACGGACCGGUGCGACUUCACGCUCAGCACGGACGAGUUCCUGGACGAGCAAAUUGCACUGGUGAUGCCAAAGGACAGCCCAUAUCUUGAGCUGGUAAAUGAGGAGAUUAAGCGCAUGCACCAGUUUGGUUUUAUACAGCGUUGGGUGGCGCAGUACCUUCCCGCUAAGGACAAGUGCAGCGGUUCCAGCCGGGUGAUGGACGUCCAGAACCACACGGUCAACAGCUCGGACAUGGCGGGUUCCUACUGGAUCCUGCUGCUUGGCUUCAUCGGUGGACUUACGAUCUUUUUGUGUGAAUUCGCCGUUCACCGGUACCGAUUGCACCAAGCGUCCAAAAAGGCGAUGAUGGAGUACAAAGAGUAG